UCCUAAAAUUAUCACCAGCCCCCAUUCGUUUUCUACAAAACCCUAAACCCUCGAGCACCUCUGUUAUACAUACAACAUACAUAUAUCCCUAUAUUCACUGUUUCUCUCCCUGUGCGAUAUUGAUCGGUGCAGUAAUGGCCACAGCUGUCUUGCUCCGCUCGAUUCGACGACGCGACGUAGCUUCUGCCCCUCUUGCUGUUUAUAAAUCUUUGGCUGGAAAUGUCAAGCCUUCGUGGGCACCUUCUCAUCUAGGAUGCAAUUGGGCAAGUUUGUCGAGAGCCUUUAGUGCAAAACCUCCCGGUAAUGAGGUUAUUGGUAUUGACUUGGGUACAACCAAUUCAUGUGUUUCUGUGAUGGAGGGGAAGAAUCCCAAAGUUAUUGAGAAUUCAGAAGGAUCUCGAACAACUCCUUCGGUUGUUGCCUUCAAUCAGAAAGGGGAGUUGCUUGUGGGCACUCCAGCCAAACGUCAGGCUAUUACUAAUCCAACAAACACGCUAUUUGGGACCAAGCGUCUGAUUGGUAGAAAGUUUGAUGAUCCCCAGACUCAAAAAGAAAUGAAGAUGGUCCCUUACAAAAUUGUGAAGGCACCAAAUGGAGAUGCUUGGGUUGAGGCCAACGGUCAGCAGUACUCCCCAAGCCAAAUUGGGGCUUUUGUUUUGACGAAGAUGAAAGAAACUGCGGAGUCUUACCUGGGAAAGUCAAUAUCAAAUGCAGUGGUCACUGUUCCAGCUUAUUUCAAUGAUGCGCAGAGACAAGCUACCAAAGAUGCAGGGAGAAUUGCUGGCCUUGAUGUUCAGAGAAUCAUCAAUGAGCCUACUGCUGCUGCACUUUCUUAUGGUAUGAACAACAAGGAGGGGCUCAUAGCAGUUUUUGACCUUGGUGGUGGAACCUUUGAUGUUUCAAUACUGGAAAUCUCUAAUGGUGUUUUUGAGGUGAAAGCAACUAAUGGUGAUACAUUCCUGGGAGGAGAAGAUUUUGACAAUGCUUUGUUGGAAUUUUUAGUGAAUGAUUACAAGAGGACAGAAGGAAUUGAUCUUUCAAAGGACAGGCUUGCAUUGCAAAGGCUUCGUGAAGCUGCUGAGAAGGCCAAGAUAGAACUCUCAUCAACAUCACAGACCGAAAUUAACCUUCCUUUUAUCACAGCUGAUGCAUCUGGGGCGAAACAUUUGAACAUUACUCUGACCAGAUCAAAGUUUGAAACUUUGGUGAAUCACUUGAUUGAUAGGACCAGGGACCCAUGCAAGAACUGUUUAAAGGAUGCUGGAAUAUCUACCAAAGAUGUUGAUGAGGUUCUUCUUGUUGGUGGGAUGACCCGUGUUCCCAAAGUACAAGAAGUGGUUUUAGAAAUCUUUGGAAAAAGCCCAAGCAAAGGAGUGAACCCUGAUGAGGCAGUCGCUAUGGGAGCUGCACUUCAGGGUGGUAUUCUUCGAGGGGAUGUUAAAGAGUUGCUUCUUUUGGAUGUUACUCCUUUGUCUCUCGGUAUUGAGACCUUGGGUGGUAUCUUUACCCGGCUGAUUCCGCGAAAUACAACCAUUCCCACAAAGAAGGGUCAGGUGUUCUCGACUGCAGCUGACAACCAGACCCAGGUUGGCAUCAAGGUACUUCAGGGUGAGCGUGAGAUGGCUUCUGACAAUAAGAUGCUCGGCGAGUUUGAACUUGUUGGAAUUCCACCAGCACCUAGAGGCAUGCCCCAGAUUGAGGUUACAUUUGACAUUGAUGCCAAUGGGAUUGUCACAGUAUCUGCUAAGGAUAAGGCUACAUCAAAGGAACAACAGAUCACAAUCCGCUCAUCAGGUGGUCUCUCGGAGGACGAGAUUCAGAAGAUGGUGAGGGAAGCAGAGUUGCAUUCUCAGAAGGAUCAAGAGAGAAAAGCUUUGAUUGACCUUAGGAACAGCGCGGACACAACUAUUUACAGUAUAGAGAAGACCUUGGGUGAGCACAGAGACAGGAUUCCUGGUGAAAUUGCAAGACAGGUUGAGGAUGCAAUUGUGGAUUUGAGGAGCGCAAUGGGUGAGGACAGCGUUGAGAAAAUCCAAGCGAAGCUAGAUGCUGCAAAUGCGGCUGCCUCAGAGAUCGGAAAGCACAUUUAUAAGGGGGGUUCUGGUGGUGAUUCUGCUUCUUCUGGAGAUUCAGCUUCUGGAGGUUCUCAAGGGGGAGGAGACCAAGCUCCCGAGGCAGAAUACGAAGAGGUGAAGAAGUGAGGUGUUUUAAGAUGCGUAUUUAUUUAUUUUGGGCUGGUUUUAGACCACAUUAUUAGAGAUGCAUCUCUCAUUAUUCGUUUGCAUUUAGGUUGUGAGGUAUUUUUAGUGGGUUUUGUACCCAAAUGAUGGAGGUUGAAUGUAUUAGAAUUAUGAUGUUUUGAUUGUUUCCAACCCAUGAAUGCCGUUGGAAUCCUUCUCAGCUAAAUCAAUAACAAGAAAUUUUCUAUA
Tripterygium wilfordii is the source of this 2429-nucleotide messenger RNA. Its product is annotated as heat shock 70 kDa protein, mitochondrial. The transcript has 6 exons. Gene Ontology annotation, molecular function: heat shock protein binding; ATP hydrolysis activity; ATP-dependent protein folding chaperone. The record is from RefSeq and is a predicted model, not a curated record. Gene Ontology annotation, cellular component: mitochondrion; cytoplasm. Gene Ontology annotation, biological process: protein refolding; cellular response to unfolded protein. NCBI's taxonomy places the organism in Eukaryota, Viridiplantae, Streptophyta, Magnoliopsida, Celastrales, Celastraceae. The coding region runs from base 135 to 2201 and encodes 688 amino acids.